This is a messenger RNA of Westerdykella ornata, 2580 nucleotides long. RefSeq lists its product as uncharacterized. Gene Ontology annotation, molecular function: microtubule binding; GTPase activity; GTP binding. Gene Ontology annotation, cellular component: microtubule; cytoplasm; membrane. The coding region runs from base 260 to 2347 and encodes 695 amino acids. Lineage: Eukaryota; Fungi; Ascomycota; Dothideomycetes; Pleosporales; Sporormiaceae. The record is from RefSeq and is a predicted model, not a curated record. Gene Ontology annotation, biological process: peroxisome organization. The transcript has 6 exons.
CAGUAAUAACCUGGCCGACCUGGACCGGCUUCGUCAUCUGCUUGUGAAAGUGUGGCGUGUGGCGCAGUCUGUGCACGGGCCUAUACGCAUGCCACCGCUACCAAUGUGACGGGGCUGCUCGAUUCCCAAAUCCAUUCACUCGACAACACUCUUGCACUCGUUCCCGCACCCUUACAUAGCGUUUCGACCCCGUUCGCUGCCUCCUAGACCAGGAAAUUCCCUCUCUCGCGAGUAUCCUCAUCUUCUACGCCCGCCGGUCAUGGCGACCACCAACCCCACGGCCAUCAACGUGAAUGACCCUGGACUCAUUACGCUGGUAAACAAACUCCAGGAUGUCUUCACUACAGUCGGAGUCCAAAACCCCAUAGAUUUACCCCAGAUCGCCGUCGUAGGUUCGCAAUCGAGCGGGAAGAGUUCCGUGCUGGAGAACAUUGUGGGGAGAGACUUCCUACCACGAGGUACCGGUAUCGUCACACGAAGACCGCUCAUCCUCCAGCUUAUCAACCGGCCGCCCGCAAAUAACCAAGUAAACGGAACCAAGGAUGUCAAGACAUCGGACGCCGAGUCCAACGUGGACGAGUGGGGCGAGUUCCUGCAUAUCCCAGGGCAGAAGUUCUUCGAUUUCAAUAAGAUCCGGGAAGAGAUCAUAAGGGAAACAGAGUCGAAGACGGGACGCAACGCCGGGAUCUCCCCUGCCCCUAUCAACCUGCGGAUAUACUCGCCGAAUGUCCUUACCCUCACCCUGGUGGACUUGCCUGGCUUGACAAAGGUGCCUGUCGGAGACCAGCCGAGAGAUAUCGAAAGGCAGAUCCGCGACAUGGUACUGAAGUACAUCAGCAAGCCUAAUGCAAUAAUACUUGCUGUCACGGCUGCGAACACGGACUUGGCGAACUCUGAUGGUCUCAAGUUGGCACGUGAAGUGGAUCCCGAGGGACAGCGGACAAUUGGUGUAUUGACCAAGGUUGAUCUCAUGGACGAGGGAACCGAUGUCGUGGAUAUUCUUGCCGGGCGCAUCAUCCCGUUACGGUUGGGAUAUGUGCCAGUUGUGAACCGAGGGCAGAGGGAUAUUGAGAACAAGAAGGCCAUUUCCUACGCCCUCGAGCACGAGAGGCAGUUUUUCGAGAACCACAAGGCAUACCGCAAUAAGGCGGCCUAUUGCGGAACUCCUUACCUCGCACGAAAGCUCAACCUGAUUCUCAUGAUGCACAUCAAGCAAACUCUCCCCGACAUCAAAGCCCGUAUUCAAUCCUCAUUGCAGAAGUAUACCGCUGAGCUGGCGCAGCUGGGAGAUUCCAUGUUGGGCAACAGCUCGAAUAUCGUUUUGAACAUGAUCACAGAGUUUACCAAUGACUACCGGGGUGUGCUGGAAGGAAAGAACCAGGAACUUACAGCGACCGAACUGUCUGGCGGUGCCCGUAUCUCCUUCGUCUACCACGAACUGUAUGCCAACGGUAUCAAGGCCGUCGACCCCUUCGAUCAGGUGAAGGAUAACGACAUCCGUACUGUUUUGGUCAACUCAUCCGGUCCUUCCCCGUCGCUAUUCGUCGGCACCGCUGCGUUCGAAUUGAUUGUGAAGAAGCAGAUUAAGCGUCUAGAGGAACCCAGCUUGAAGUGUGUGAGCUUGGUGUACGACGAAUUGGUCCGCAUUCUGAGCCAGCUGCUUGCGACGCCCAUGUUCAGACGAUACCCUGCAUUGAAGGAGAAGUUCCACGCUGUGGUUAUAGCAUUCUUCAAGAAGGCCAUGGAUCCUACGAACAAGCUGGUCCGCGAUCUCGUAGCCAUGGAGGCUUGCUACAUCAACACUGGCCACCCUGACUUCAUCAAUGGCUCACGCGCUAUGGCUAUAGUGCACGAAAGGCAUAACGCCAACAAGCCCGUGCAGGUGGAUCCCAAGACUGGUAAGGCUCUUCCACCGGCUGUCCCACCGCGCUCGCAAUCGCCGUCCCUUGACGGUAAUGAGGGAAGUGGGUUCUUUGGAUCGUUCUUCUCAUCGAAGAAUAAGAAGAAGAUGGCUGCGAUGGAGCCUCCGCCACCGACGCUGAAGGCGUCUGGGACGCUGUCUGAGAAGGAGGUGCAGGAGGUUGAAGUCAUUAAACUGCUCAUCACAUCCUAUUUCAACAUCGUCCGCCGCACAAUGAUCGACAUGGUACCCAAGGCCAUCAUGUUGAACCUCGUCCAAUGGACGAAAGAAGAGAUGCAGCGCGAACUACUCGAGAACAUGUACAAGACCGCGGAGCUCGAUGACUUGCUCAAGGAGUCGGACUUCACCAUCCGAAGACGGAAGGAGUGCCAGCAGAUGGUGGAGAGUUUGACGCGUGCGAGCGAGAUUGUUAAUCAGGUACAGUAGGCUGGCAGCAUGAGCGGUGGUGUUGAGGUGGUGUUCUUAAUGACCAUGGCUUGCGAAUUGAUGGUAUAGAGGAUGAUGUAGUUCAGACACGGCGAUAGACGCUACCUUUGCGGAGUGAGCUCUGUUUUGUCCUGCUUUUGGGAGGAGCAUUUGCAGUGCGUUUAUGUGGGGAUUGAGGGGAGGGGUCGAGAUGUAUAUCCAUGUAGCUGAGUGGAAUGAAGCUUUACGUUGAU